Striga asiatica is the source of this 4104-nucleotide messenger RNA. The record is from the annotation of a GenBank genome assembly. NCBI's taxonomy places the organism in Eukaryota, Viridiplantae, Streptophyta, Magnoliopsida, Lamiales, Orobanchaceae.
CUUUUAUAUAAGCCUCAAGGCCCACCUUUUCAAAUGACUUUUUAUAAUUCCCCCUUUUCACACACCUUUUCUUGUUUUUUUAAUUACCCCAAAUAUAAUACCCAAUUCCCACUUACUACUUAGCACCAUUUUUCACCAUCUUCAAGCUGGAAAGCCAUCACAGGUGAAUUUAAGGCAAAAAAAACUUCAAAAAUGGGCUCAGGAGAUAAUGUAUUCACAGUUGUGGCAAAGAACAUUGAUGUUCUUGCAAUGCCUCUGGUCUCUCUUGUUUUUCCUCUAUAUUGUUCCAUCAAGGCCAUAGAGACAAAAUCCCUGGCAGAUGACCAACAAUGGCUUACAUAUUGGGUUCUUUACUCUCUCAUUACCUUAUUUGAGCUUACAUUCUCCAANUCACAACUCCAGCUACUAAAUAAAUUGAUAAUUAAUUUCUUGAAUAUAUUGAUCAUAAUCAUUAGGUUCCCGAUUUGGUCGUACGCGAAAUUAAUCGGCGUGUGCUGGUUGGUGUUACCUUACUUCAACGGGGCAGCAUAUGUAUACGAGCAUUUUAUAAGGCCUUUCUACAAAAACCCACAGAUUAAACUGUGGUAUGUUCCCAGGAAAAUGGACAUUUUUAGGAAGCCUGAUGAUGUCUUGACCGCUGCUGAGAAAUACAUAGAAGAAAACGGACCUGAAGCCUUUGAGAGACUCAUUGCUAGGAGGCCUAGUCUUGUGGAAAGGGACAUUGACCAGGCCAUCACAGCCCUUAAGAAAGGGGCACACUUGCUGAAGUACGGUAGGAGAGGGAAGCCGAAGUUUUGUCCAUUUCGACUUUCCACGGACGAAACCACCUUGAUAUGGUAUUAUGGGAAAGAUGAGAAACAGCUUGAGCUACGUCAUGUUUCGAGGAUAAUUCCUGGGCAGAGGACUUCAGUAUUUCAGCGGUACCCUCGGCCCCAGAAAGAAUACCAAUCAUUUUCUCUGAUUUACAAUGACAGAUCCUUGGAUUUGAUAUGCAAAGACAAGGACGAAGCCGAGGUCUGGUUCGCCGGUUUAAAAGCUCUAAUCGGACGUGGCAGCUGCAGAAGGCAAAGAAACGAGUCGAGAUGCGAAAAUGCCCUGCCCGAAAGCCCACGUGUUCGGAAGAUCACCCCAUCAAAUUCAAAUCCAACCUUUCCUCAAGAUCAAGAAGCUACCCAGUCUCGGCUCGAGAAAUCUCCCCAGAGCCGACUCGGGAAAGCCUUUGCAGACGUGCUUUCGUACACCUCAGCCACCAAGACUCUUCAACUAGCAGAGCCAGCAAGCAGCUCGUACCCCGAAAGACCAUCCGAGGUCUCGAACGAGCGGACCUCUGGAGCCGACACAAUCCGCGUCAGCCUCUCGAGCGCCGUGAGCACGUCGAGCCACGGCUCUUGCGUGGAGGACUUUGAAAAUCUUGGCGAUGUCUUCAUGUGGGGCGAGUGCGUAGGGAAUGGCCUGACGAGGCUCGACCGCUCGUCCAACCCGAAAAGCGAUGCCUUGCUCCCCAAGGCACUGGAGUCGAGCGUGGUCCUCGACGUGCAGCACGUGGCCUGCGGGAGGAGGCACGCCGUUGUUGUCACCCGGCAGGGUGACGUGUACAGCUGGGGGGAGGAGGAAGGGGGCCGUCUCGGCCACGGUUUCGAAUCCGAUAUUCCGAACCCGAGGCUCGUCCGGGCCCUCGCCGGGAAGCCCGUCGAGGCCGUCGUGUGCGGCGAGCGCCACACGUGCGCCGUCUCCCUCUCCGGCGAUCUGUAUACGUGGGGAGAUGCGGGCUUUGCUGACGGCGGGCCGGCCCACUGGCUCCCAAAGCGGGUCGAGGGCCCGCUCGACGGCCUGCAGGUCUCUUCGGUGGCGUGCGGGCCGUGGCACACGGCCGUGGUGACGUCGGCUGGCCGCGUGUUCACGUUCGGGGACGGGACGUUCGGCGCGUUAGGGCACGGGGACCGGUGUGGGACCUGCUCCCCGCGCGAGGUCGAGGGUUUGAAAGGGAUGAGGACGGUGAGGGCCGGGUGCGGCGCGUGGCACACGGCGGCAGUCGUGGAGGUGUGCUCGGAUUCCGGCCAGCCGCCACCGCCGCCCGGGCGGGCAAUGUCCAGGAAGCUCUUCACGUGGGGGGACGGGGACAGAGGCCAGCUUGGCCACGGGGAUUUCGAGCCGAGGCUUGUUCCGGAAUUGGUAUCGUCAUUGGCCGGCGUGGAUUUCUGCCAGGUGGCGUGCGGGAAUAGCCUCACGGUGGCUCUGACGACUUCCGGAUGGGUCUACGCGAUGGGGAGCGCCGGCGGGUGCCAGCGUGGCAAUCUCCCGAUCUGCAUGAGAGACGCCAUAGCGGAGUCGUUCGUCGAGGAGAUUGCCUGCGGGUCCCACCAUGUGGCCGUGCUGACGUCGAGAUCGGAGGUGUACACGUGGGGCAGGGGCUCGAACGGGCAGCUCGGGCACGGGGAUAUCGAGGACCGGAAUAUUCCGACGCUCGUCGAGUCGCUCAAGGACAAGCGGGUGAGGAGCGUCGCGUGCGGUUCGAAUUUCACGGCCGUGAUUUGCCUACACAAGUGGAUAUCGACGGCCGACAAUUCUGUCUGUUCGGGCUGCCGCGGCCAGUUUAAUUUCAUACGCAAACGGCACAACUGCUACAACUGCGGGCUCGUGUUCUGCAAGGCGUGCAGCUCGCAGAAGUCUUUCCGCGCCUCGCUGGCGCCGAGCACGAGCAAGCCUUACCGCGUUUGCGAUGACUGCUUCGCUAAGCUGGCAGACGGGAAGAAAGACGGGAAGGGGAGUGAUCUGAGGUUGUCGUCGGCUGAGUCGUUCAAGUCGGACAGGAAUAUGAGCUCGAGUGCGAAGUUUGAGUCGGGGGAGAAUCGAGUGUUCCCGCUGAGCGGUCAAAGGACGAGCACUUCGUCCAAGUCGCCGAGGAGCCCGUUUGGGUCGUCACAGAAUUUUCUGUCAUUUGUUGUGUCUGACUGGAAGAUGAUUUACCGGUCACCGUCUCCAGUUCCGGGGAAGAAUCUGCUGAGGUCAUCCACGCCUUUGCCACUCUCGUCGGAGGUAAAUGGGGAGGAGGUUAGGGAUGGCGGUGAGGGGCUGAGCUUUGAUGUCAGGAGUUUGAGGGAACAGCUCGAGAGCUUAACGAACAAAUCCCAGCUUCUCGAAAUUGAACUGGAAACGAAACGACAGCAACUGAAGGAUAUGACAGCACGGGCAGUGGAUGAAGCUGAAAAGGCCAAAGCUGCUAAAGAAGUGAUCAAGUCUCUGACUGCCCAGUUAAAAGAGAUGUCGGAAAAAAUGCCAGACGACCAAGUCGCCUGCAGCCAUUUGGAAGCCGUUGAGCAAAUGAUAAGCGAACCGAACUAUCCAUCCCAAGGAAGUAGUGUGAGUAGCGUAAGCUCUCCAAAGUGCGAAUCUAGUGAAGCUGCAAAUGAACCACCGAAAGAAAAUGGAACUAAGGCUGAAGUGAAAAAAACAAAGCGGGUUGUGCAGGACGAGCCUGGUGUGUACAUAACGCUUGUCACCUUGCCCAAUGGUGCAAAUGAACUAAGACGAGUUCGUUUCAGUAGGAAACGUUUUACGGAAGAAAAGGCGGAGAAGUGGUGGGCGGAGAACGGGACGAGAGUAUGCGAGCAACACAACAUCACAACUGUAGAGUAGUACCUUCUGCUUUCACUCGGGAUUUUUGUUUGAACUUGGUAGUGUAGCUCCAGUAUACUUUCGCGAGAAAUGAAGAAAUUUUCACGAGUUACGAUCUCUUGUUAUCGCAUUCUAUUUGAUGACUCGCACGAAUUCGGCCAGUUAAGACUCGAAUGCAAAUGCUUUUAUAUGAGGCGGUGUGUAACAUAAAAUGCUAUGUAGUAUAUAUUAAGCAGGCCAAAUUAUCAGGUCAGGUCUUCGAACAACAAUAUAAUUUCUACUCCUCAGGCUCAGAUUUUAUACUCUUCGAAAUGAGUGAAGUAGUUGUUUUACUAUGUUUUAGGUUUCCCCAGGCAAAGCUUACUGUAAACUAAAAAAGAUACUGGCAAAUUUCAGUUCUGGUUCGUUUUGGACAUCCAUUUUCACUUAUAAUACAAAAAGUAGAAAAGGAAUCCAUGCAGGUCCGGAAUAAAAUCACUUCAUUUCGUG